Molecule: messenger RNA, 1218 nt
Organism: Onychostruthus taczanowskii (white-rumped snowfinch)
Lineage: Eukaryota; Metazoa; Chordata; Aves; Passeriformes; Passeridae
Product: lipase member M-like
Exons: 10
Coding region: 1-1218 (405 amino acids)
Molecular function (GO): hydrolase activity, acting on ester bonds
Source: RefSeq, a predicted model, not a curated record
AUGACUUUGGGCACAAGGGAGAAGAUAUGGCUCUUUGUUGCUGUGACAUAUUUGUUUCAGGGAGUUGCUUAUUCAGAAGAACUGAAAAGAAUGAAGAGAGCUGUGGAUCCUGAAGCCUUUAUGAGUAUUAAUGAGCUCAUUACUUACAAAGGGUAUCCCAGUGAGGAGUAUGAAGUGAUGACAGAAGAUGGUUAUACCAUUACCAUUAACAGAAUCCCUUAUGGUACUCAGAAUCAAGGAAACCCAGCUUCAAGACCUGCUGUAUUUCUCCAGCAUGGAUUAUUGGGAGAUGCUCGUAACUGGGUCACAAACCUGCCCAACAACAGCCUGGGCUUCCUGCUAGCUGAUGCUGGAUUUGAUGUUUGGAUGGGAAAUAGCAGAGGGAAUCGCUGGUCAAGAAAACAUCAGAAGUACUCCAUUGAUCAAGAUGAAUUCUGGGCUUUCAGUUUUGAUGAGAUGGCGAAGUUUGAUCUUCCAGCAGCAAUAAAUUUCAUUUUGGAGAAAACAGGACAGGAGAAGCUGUACUAUAUUGGUUAUUCACAAGGUACUACCAUUGCUUUCAUUGCAUUUUCAACAAUGCCAGAGCUGGCUCAAAAAAUCAAACUCUACUUUGCACUGGCACCUGUCACUGCUAUUAAGUAUGCUAAAGGCCCAGCAACAAAACUCCUCUACCUUCCUGAGAAAAUGCUCAGGAGUAUGCUUGGCAACAGAGAAUUCCUUCCCCAAACUGAGUGUCUAACAAGGAUAAUAGCCCCUGUCUGCAGCCACCGAGCUUUUGCCAGGCUUUGUAGAAGUGUCUUCUUCAAUCUGGGUGGCUGUAACCUGAAAAACAUUGAUGUGAAUCGAAUCAACGUGUAUAUUGCCCAAACCUCUGCUGGAACUUCUGUGCAGAACAUAGUCCACUGGAGUCAGGAGGCCCGCUCGGGCAAGUUCCAAGCUUAUGACUGGGGCAGUUCAAAGAAGAACAUGGAAAAAUACCAACAGACUACUCCUCCCCUCUACAACAUAGAAGAGAUGACUGUACCAACCGCAGUAUGGACUGGGGGACAAGACCUGCUCGCAGAUCCCAAGGAUGCUGCCAUUUUAUUGUCUAAAAUCAAGAAGCUUAGCUAUCACAAGAAGAUUCCUGAAUGGGCACACCUGGAUUUCAUCUGGGGAUUGGAUGCACCUUUACAAGUGUACAAUGAAAUUAUUGACCUGAUGCAGAAAUAUCCUUAA